Dipodomys spectabilis (banner-tailed kangaroo rat) is the source of this 7679-nucleotide messenger RNA. RefSeq names its product sodium voltage-gated channel alpha subunit 4 (gene Scn4a). The transcript has 24 exons. Bases 172 to 5652 code for a protein of 1826 amino acids. Gene Ontology annotation, molecular function: protein binding; voltage-gated sodium channel activity. Gene Ontology annotation, biological process: neuronal action potential; membrane depolarization during action potential; sodium ion transmembrane transport. Gene Ontology annotation, cellular component: plasma membrane; voltage-gated sodium channel complex; axon. NCBI's taxonomy places the organism in Eukaryota, Metazoa, Chordata, Mammalia, Rodentia, Heteromyidae. The record is from RefSeq and is a predicted model, not a curated record.
GGUCCUGACAGAGUCCACUCACCCACCUCCCUGGCCCUGCCCCUGGGCAGGUAGGAGGUGAGGAGUGGACAGCAGGCCCAGGCCAGAGUGGCCACUCAGGACCCUAGCACUGCCAGCUGCAGCUAUUCAGCUGCCCACCAACCUCCUGGUCCCUGAGUCCAGAAUGCAAGAAUGGCUAGCACAUCCCUGCCCAACCUGGUGCCCAUUGGCCCAGAUUGCUUGCGCCCCUUCACCCGGGAGUCCCUGGCAGCCAUAGAACAGCGGGCAGUGGAGGAGGAGGCCCGGCUGCAGCGGAACAAGCAGAUGGAAAUAGUGGAGCCAGAGCGGAAGCCACGCAGUGACCUAGAAGCUGGCAAGAAUCUGCCUCUCAUCUAUGGGGACCCCCCACCGGAAGUCAUUGGCAUCCCCCUGGAGGACUUGGACCCCUACUACAGUGACAAAAAGACCUUCAUCGUGCUCAACAAGGGCAAGUCCAUCUUUCGCUUCUCUGCCACGCCUGCUCUCUACAUCCUGAGCCCCUUCAGCAUCAUCAGGCGUGGUGCCAUCAAGGUGCUUAUCCACUCGCUGUUCAGCAUGUUCAUCAUGAUCACCAUCUUGACCAACUGUGUGUUCAUGACCAUGAGUGACCCGCCGCCCUGGUCCAAGGAUGUGGAGUACACCUUCACAGGGAUCUACACGUUUGAGUCCCUCAUCAAGAUGCUAGCCCGGGGCUUCUGCAUCGAUGACUUCACAUUCCUGAGGGACCCCUGGAACUGGCUGGACUUCAGUGUCAUCAUGAUGGCGUAUCUGACAGAGUUCGUGGACCUGGGAAACAUCUCAGCCCUGAGAACCUUCCGGGUACUGCGGGCCCUGAAAACCAUCACUGUCAUCCCAGGGCUGAAGACCAUUGUGGGGGCCCUGAUCCAGUCAGUGAAAAAGCUGUCCGACGUGAUGAUCCUCACCGUCUUUUGCCUAAGUGUCUUUGCCCUCGUGGGACUGCAGCUGUUCAUGGGGAACCUCCGUCAGAAGUGUGUGCGCUGGCCCCCACCCUUCAACGACACCAACACCACCACAUGGUACGGCAAUGACACGUGGUACGGCAAUGACACGUGGUACAACAGCCACGAGAGCUGGGCCAGCAACUCCACUUUUGACUGGGAUGCCUACAUCAGUGACGAAGAUAACUUCUAUUUCCUGGAGGGUUCCAAUGAUGCCCUGCUCUGUGGGAACAGCAGUGAUGCUGGGCACUGCCCUGAGGGGUAUGAAUGCAUGAAGGCUGGCCGGAACCCCAACUAUGGCUACACCAGCUACGACACCUUCAGCUGGGCCUUCCUGGCUCUCUUCCGCCUCAUGACCCAGGACUACUGGGAGAACCUCUUCCAGCUGACCCUUCGAGCAGCUGGCAAGACCUACAUGAUCUUCUUUGUGGUUAUCAUCUUUCUCGGCUCCUUCUACCUCAUCAAUCUGAUCCUGGCAGUGGUGGCCAUGGCCUAUGCAGAGCAGAAUGAGGCCACCCUGGCGGAGGACCAGGAGAAAGAGGAAGAGUUUCAGCAGAUGCUUGAGAAAUUCAAAAAGCACCAGGAAGAGCUGGAGAAGGCCAAGGCUGCCCAGGCUCUGGAAAGUGGAGAGGGAAAUGGGGACCAGGCCCACAGCAAAGACUGCAAUGGCAGCCUGGACACAUCAGCAGGGGAGAAGGGGCCCCCGAGGCCUAGCUGCAGUGCAGACAGUGCCAUCUCUGAUGCUAUGGAAGAGCUGGAAGAGGCCCACCAGAAGUGCCCACCUUGGUGGUACAAGUGCUCACACAAAGUGCUCAUAUGGAACUGCUGUGCCCCGUGGGUAAAGUUCAAGCACAUAAUCCACCUGAUUGUCAUGGACCCCUUCGUGGACCUGGGCAUCACCAUCUGCAUCGUGCUCAACACCCUCUUCAUGGCCAUGGAGCAUUAUCCCAUGACAGAGCACUUUGACAACGUGCUCUCUGUUGGCAACCUGGUCUUCACUGGCAUCUUCACUGCAGAGAUGGUGCUGAAGCUGAUCGCCAUGGAUCCCUAUGAGUAUUUCCAGCAGGGCUGGAACAUCUUUGACAGCAUCAUUGUCACCCUCAGCCUGGUGGAGCUGGGCCUGGCCAAUGUGCAGGGGCUGUCGGUGCUUCGCUCCUUCCGUCUGCUGCGGGUCUUCAAGCUGGCCAAGUCAUGGCCAACGCUCAACAUGCUCAUCAAGAUCAUCGGCAACUCGGUGGGGGCGCUGGGCAACCUGACAUUGGUGCUGGCCAUCAUCGUGUUCAUCUUUGCUGUGGUGGGCAUGCAGCUGUUUGGCAAGAGCUACAAGGAGUGUGUGUGCAAGAUCGCCUCAGACUGCAACCUGCCCCGCUGGCAUAUGCAUGACUUUUUCCACUCCUUCCUCAUUGUCUUCCGCAUCCUGUGUGGGGAAUGGAUCGAGACCAUGUGGGACUGCAUGGAGGUGGCCGGCCAGGCCAUGUGUCUCACAGUCUUCCUCAUGGUCAUGGUCAUCGGCAACCUGGUGGUCCUGAACCUCUUCCUGGCUCUCCUGCUGAGCUCCUUCAGCGCUGAUAGCCUAGCAGCCUCGGAUGAAGAUGGCGAGAUGAACAACCUACAGAUCGCCAUCGGGCGCAUCAAGUGGGGUAUUGGCUUCGCCAAGGCCUUCCUCCUGGGGCUGCUACAUGGCAAGGUCCUGAGCCCCAAGGACAUAAUGCUGAGCCUUGGGGAGCCUGGGGGCACUGGAGAGGCUGGAGAAGCUGGGGACAGUGCCCCUGAGGAUGAGAAGAAGGAGCUGCCACCUGAUGAGGGGGACAAGGACCUGAAGAAGAACAAUCACAUCCUCAACCACGUGGGCCUGGCUAACGGCACACCUACCAGCAUCGAGCUGGACCACCUCAACUUCAUCAAUAACCCUUAUCUGACUAUCCAGGUGCCCAUUGCCUCCGAGGAGUCAGAUCUGGAGAUGCCCACUGAGGAGGAGACUGACACAUUCUCAGAGCCUGAGGACAUCAAGAAGCCGCCUCCACCCCUCUAUGAUGGGAACUCCUCCGUCUGCAGCACAGCUGACUACAAGCCCCCCGAGGAAGACCCUGAGGAGCAGGCCGAGGAGAACCCCGAGGGAGAGCAGCCUGAGGAGUGCUUCACCGAAGCUUGUGUGCAGCGAUGUCCCUGCCUCUAUGUGGACAUCUCCCAGGGCCGUGGGAAGAUGUGGUGGACCCUUCGCAGGGCCUGCUUCAAGAUUGUUGAGCACAACUGGUUUGAGACCUUCAUUGUCUUCAUGAUUCUGCUCAGCAGUGGGGCUCUAGCCUUCGAGGACAUCUAUAUCGAGCAGCGGCGUGUCAUCCGCACCAUCCUGGAAUAUGCGGACAAGGUCUUCACCUACAUCUUCAUUGUGGAGAUGCUGCUCAAGUGGGUGGCGUACGGCUUCAAGGUGUACUUCACCAACGCCUGGUGCUGGCUUGACUUCCUCAUCGUGGAUGUCUCCAUCAUCAGCCUGGUAGCCAACUGGCUGGGCUAUUCGGAGCUGGGACCCAUCAAAUCUCUGCGCACACUGAGGGCCCUGCGUCCCCUGAGAGCGCUGUCUCGAUUUGAAGGCAUGAGGGUGGUCGUGAACGCCCUCUUGGGAGCCAUCCCCUCCAUCAUGAACGUGCUGCUGGUGUGCCUCAUCUUCUGGCUUAUCUUCAGCAUCAUGGGCGUCAACCUGUUUGCUGGAAAGUUCUACUACUGCAUCAACACCACCACCUCAGAGAGGUUUGACAUCUCGGAGGUCAACAACAAGUCGCAGUGUGAAAGCCUCAUGCACACAGGCCAGGUCCGCUGGCUCAACGUCAAGGUCAACUACGACAACGUGGGUCUGGGCUACCUCUCGCUCCUGCAGGUGGCCACCUUCAAGGGCUGGAUGGACAUCAUGUAUGCAGCUGUGGACUCUCGAGAGAAGGAAGAGCAGCCGCAGUAUGAGGUGAACCUCUACAUGUACCUCUACUUCGUCAUCUUCAUCAUCUUCGGGUCCUUCUUCACGCUCAACCUCUUCAUCGGUGUCAUCAUCGACAACUUUAACCAGCAGAAGAAGAAGUUUGGAGGAAAAGACAUCUUCAUGACAGAAGAACAGAAGAAAUACUAUAAUGCCAUGAAGAAGCUUGGCUCCAAGAAGCCCCAGAAGCCAAUCCCCCGGCCCCAGAACAAAAUCCAGGGCAUGGUGUACGACUUUGUGACGAAGCAGGUAUUCGACAUCACCAUCAUGAUCCUCAUCUGCCUCAACAUGGUCACCAUGAUGGUCGAGACAGACGACCAGAGCCAGCUCAAGGUGGACAUCCUGUACAAUAUCAACAUGGUCUUCAUCAUCAUCUUCACCGGGGAGUGCGUGCUCAAGAUGUUCGCGCUGCGCCACUACUACUUCACUGUCGGCUGGAACAUCUUCGACUUUGUGGUGGUCAUCCUGUCCAUCGUGGGCCUCGCGCUCUCCGAUCUGAUACAGAAAUACUUCGUGUCUCCCACGCUGUUCCGUGUGAUCCGUCUGGCUCGUAUUGGACGAGUCCUGCGACUGAUCCGUGGGGCUAAGGGCAUCCGGACGCUGCUCUUCGCCCUCAUGAUGUCUCUGCCUGCCCUCUUCAACAUUGGCCUCCUCCUCUUCCUUGUCAUGUUCAUCUACUCUAUCUUUGGCAUGUCCAACUUCGCCUAUGUCAAGAAAGAGUCGGGCAUCGACGACAUGUUCAACUUCGAGACCUUCGGCAACAGCAUCAUCUGUCUUUUUGAGAUCACCACGUCGGCUGGCUGGGAUGGGCUUCUGAACCCCAUCCUCAACAGUGGGCCCCCAGACUGUGACCCCACCCUGGAGAACCCAGGCACCCAUAUCAAGGGUGACUGUGGCAAUCCAUCCAUCGGCAUCUGCUUCUUCUGCAGCUACAUCAUCAUCUCCUUCCUCAUCGUGGUCAACAUGUACAUUGCCAUCAUCCUGGAGAACUUCAAUGUGGCCACGGAGGAGAGCAGCGAGCCCCUGUGUGAGGAUGACUUUGAGAUGUUUUAUGAGACGUGGGAGAAGUUUGACCCGGAUGCCACACAGUUCAUUGAUUACAACCGACUCUCCGACUUCGUGGACACCCUGCAGGAGCCGCUGAAGAUUGCCAAGCCCAACAAGAUCAAGCUCAUCACACUGGACCUGCCCAUGGUGCCAGGGGACAAGAUCCACUGCCUGGACAUCCUCUUUGCCCUCACCAAAGAGGUGCUGGGCGACUCUGGGGAAAUGGAUGCCCUCAAGCAGACAAUGGAGGAGAAAUUCAUGGCAGCCAAUCCUUCCAAGGUCUCCUACGAGCCCAUCACCACCACCCUCAAGAGGAAGCAGGAGGAGGUGUGUGCCAUCAAGAUCCAGAGGGCUUACCGCCGGCAUCUGCUGCAGCGCUCUGUGAAGCAGGCAUCCUACCUGUACCGCCACAGCCAGGAUGGCAGCGCGGAUGAGGCCCCAGAGAAGGAAGGACUCAUCGCCAGUGCCAUGAACAAGAUGUAUGGCCGUGAGAACGGAGGCCACUGCAGCGUCCACAGUCAGGGGGAGGAGGAAGGCUCUACAGGGGCUGAGGGACCCCCCGCGGGGCUCACACCUGUCAGCCCCUCAGAUCCUGCCCCACCCCCUGCCCCUCCACCAGGACAGACAGUGCGCCCAGGGGUCAAAGAGUCUCUUGUCUAGCAGGCAGCAUGAAAGCCGCCAGCUGAGCCUAAGCACGGGGCCCAGAGCUCCCCCCAGAGGGGCCUGUGUGCAGAACAAGGGAGUGGGGUUUUGAGUUUGGGGAUGCGUCCAGCUUCUUUGUGGGGGUCAGGAGUUGGUCAGGCUGGGGCUGAUACCUAGGCCAACGGAACUGCAGAUGGGGUCCGCCUUGAUUCCAUCUUUGAGGACCUCAUCUUACCUCCGUGGGGCUCUGUUGCCACUUCUCUUGCCUGAGGGAUGGCAAAAUGAAUACCCAUGAGUUGGGAGGAAACAGCCUACGACGGAGGAAAUGGCUGUCUCGCCUGCCCCAGUGUCAUAAGGACUACUGGCUUCUUCCCAGGAAGCGGUCCCUCAGCUCCAGCCUGGAUAGAAACAAGUCUUAACCUCAGGAGUGGAGAUGCCCUUCCCCAGGGCUCGGCCAGCUCUCCCUUCCUGAUUCUGGGGCGCACAUUUCCCCUGCCAGUUCAGGAAUUCCCUGGUUUUACCCUGGAAAUAUUACUGGUCCAGAAAUUACUACAGGAACCUGAUUGGCCACAGGCUCCUGAGGCAUCUGGCUGGAUUGUGACUUCUGAAACCUUUUGCCUGUGGCCAUAUCCAGGCCAUGGAGAACUCCCCUGGCUGGCCUUCAGGGGAAGAGCAGAAGACGGGAUUCCAGGAACUGCCCUUUUUUAGGAAUCAUGGAUGGGUAGAACAGGCUGCGUCCUGCCAGCUCUGCUGAAACACUUGGCAGCAAGAUGCCAGUGGGGUCAGGGGUGCAGAAGAUUCUGUUCAUUUCCACUCUUCCCUCCUCACACCUUCAUUAGACCACCAGGGUUUCUUGUAGCCCCAGCAAGCUGCAGAGAUGUCUCCCUUCUUAUCUCACCCCUUGCCCAACUCUUCCUCCCUCGUCAUCCUUCUCCACCUCCUCAAAAUAUGACCGAAGAAUGUUAGAGUUGAACUCACGUGGACUCAUGUGUUGACACUGGGGCAGGUAGUAGAGGAGGCUCCGCUGGCUUGGGCUCAGCCUUCCAACUUCCUACUGCCUGGAAAGCUAGUUCUGUUGGCUCUGCUCAUCUGGACAUGGCUACAGUAGGCUUUGUUGGCUCCCAGAGGAUGGAGGUUAGGUUUAAAGGAGGAUGUGAAAGUUCUGCUCAGGGGUCUCUGGAUUCAGUCACUGUAUGCAUACCUGUGCAACUGUGUGUCUAGUGGAUAGCUGGGAGUGAGCCACUGUGUAGAGGUGCCUAAAGAUACAUGCUAUGUCUGAGUAUCUUUGUUUCUGUGUGUGUCAAGUGUGCCCUGGAGUGUUGUCCUUGGUCUUCUGUAUAACUCUGUUCGUGUAAAUGUGCCUGAAUAGGGAAGAGUGUGCUAUGAGAGUUGGAGUGAAUGUAAACACGUGGUAAGGUUUGCACAGAGUCCCCCAUUGGACUAAGUUCCUCUUCUUUUUCUUCUUGUUCUACAUAAGCAGUUUGAUUAAAACUCAGGAAGCAGCAAAACCUUGAAAUUGAGAUGAAUGUGUACGUGUGUGUGUGUGUGUGUGUGUGUGUGUGUGUGUUCACAUCUGUGUGUGCCUAUAGGCAUCUCCCUUACUGUCUGCCCUGCUGUCCCCUCCCUUCCAUCUCCCUCCCUUCUCAUGCAUCCUUCGAUCCUGCUUCUUGUCCUCACACCCAUGGCUUCAGUCCCAUCUCUUUUUCCCUGAUGAGCCUUUUCUGUGGAAGAUGUCAGGUCCUUCCUUGUGGACUCUUUCAGAAGUUCCUCCAGCGAGGGCCAGGCUCCCCCUGCUCACUACCUUGCUUCUCUGCCUUCCCUGCUUAGGCCCCAACCCACAACACCCCACAGCCUCAGGAAUCUACCGGGUGGGUGUUCACACACUGGGAACCAACUGCAGAGAAGUAAUGAGCAGGGUUUGGUCCCCUCCCAUGUAGACUGACACCUGUUCCCAAUUGGUCCCAGGGGGAACCAGCCCCACACCAGGCUGGCAGACAAGCUUCUUUGUACAGUUCUUACAAUAAACCUUCCCUAGGUCCUUCUGA